Messenger RNA from Salvia hispanica, 1562 nucleotides. It is a transcript of the gene TAF15, whose product is annotated as TBP-associated factor 15. NCBI's taxonomy places the organism in Eukaryota, Viridiplantae, Streptophyta, Magnoliopsida, Lamiales, Lamiaceae. The record is from RefSeq and is a predicted model, not a curated record. Gene Ontology annotation, molecular function: RNA binding.
CGUAUUUGCGAUUGACUGGAUCCCUUCGCGGUCAGAAAAUCCCCAUUCUUUCCUCAUCUAUCUAAACCGGCAGUGAACCUGCGACGGCACUGGCACCACCACCACAGAAAUCAGAGUGGUGAUUUGGAGCUUGAAUUAUUGUUUGUGGUGCGGCGCUUCAUGAAUUUUGAGCGGAAUGGCAAACUAUUUGGGGAAAGGGGCGCCGACGAACGGGUCUGUGUAUGUCUGCAACUUACCUUUUGGUACUGAUGAGACAAUGUUGGCCGAGCACUUCGGCACCAUUGGCUUGCUAAAGAAGGACAAACGAACAGGCCGUCCAAAGAUAUGGCUAUACCAUGAUAAAGUGACAAACGAGCCCAAAGGAGAUGCCACAGUCACUUAUGAGGAUCCUCAUGCUGCACUGGCUGCUGUUGAAUGGUUUAACAACAAAGAUUUUCAUGGAGCCACAAUUGGAGUCUUUAUGGCAGAGUCAAAGAAUAAGGACGACGCCGUGAAUCAUGUCGAUGACCAAACUAUUGUUAACGAUGUCAAUGAUUUGGAGGAAGGAUCCUUGGAUCCGAAUGAUGGGAGCGGAAGAGGUAGAGGGCGAGGGGAUGCUGGGGGGAAGCCAUGGCAACAAGAUGGAGAUUGGUUGUGCACGAAUACAAGUUGUGGCAAUGUGAACUUUGCAUUUCGAGGUGUGUGCAACCGCUGUGGAACUGCACGCCCUGCGGGAGCCUCUGGUGGAGGAGCAGCAGGUGGUGGUCGAGGAAGGGGUCGUGGUAGUAGUGAUGCAGGACCUGGCCGUGCAGUUGGCGCUGCUGGAGGCGGCCUUUUUGGUCCAAAUGAUUGGUCUUGUCCAAUGUGUGGAAAUAUUAAUUGGGCAAAACGCACAAAAUGUAAUAUCUGCAAUACCAAUAAACCUGGAACUAACGAGGGUGGUGUGAGAGGGGGACGUGGUGGAGGGUACAAAGAGCUGGAUGAAGAAGAGAUAGAAGAAACAAAAAGGCGCCGACGAGCAGCUGAAGAAGAUGAUGGUGAAAUGUAUGAUGAGUUUGGCAAUCUUAAGAAAAAGUUCCGUGCAAAAACACAAGCUGAAACAACUCAGGCUGUUCCUGGAGUUGGCCGCGCAGGAUGGGAGGUUGAGGAAAUAGCAGGUGACAAGGAUAAGAGAGAGAGAAGCAAGGAUAGAGGAAGAGAUCGUGAUGAUAGGGAGAGGGACAGGUAUAGGAGUCGAGAUUAUGAUAGGCACAGGGAGAGAGAUCGAGGUUACGAGUAUGAUCGGGACCGAGACUAUGGGCGGGAACGAGAGCGUGAUAGAGACCGUGGUAGGUACCGUUGAAAUUUUUGGCUUCUGGGAGUGCCUCGACUCUUAAUCAUAUGGUCGGAAACGUGUUCCAUUUGUUUACUUAGUAUGGAUGGUGAUGGUUGCAACUUUAGACCUUUAUGUUUAUGCUUAUUCAUGAUCUCGGCUGUGUUCACAACACAAAAUGCGUGGUUUUGUAAUGGAAUUUUGGAUGCAAACUGAUGAAUUUCAUGUGUGAAUGAUGCUUUCUGAUCUACAAAGUGCAAAUUAGCACUCA